Pararge aegeria (speckled wood butterfly) is the source of this 1284-nucleotide messenger RNA. RefSeq lists its product as uncharacterized. The transcript is spliced from 4 exons. The record is from RefSeq and is a predicted model, not a curated record. The coding region runs from base 112 to 825 and encodes 237 amino acids. Lineage: Eukaryota; Metazoa; Arthropoda; Insecta; Lepidoptera; Nymphalidae.
UUGUUGAUGUGAGAGUGACCGUUGUUUUGAAUUGUUUUGCGGAGGCUUUCUUCAGAAGUUAGGAUUUGCAAACAAACAAUAACUGUUUGCUAGAUUAAACUUACCUCUAAAAUGUCAGCCUUUAAAGCUUUACGAGAUGUGUCUGCUGGAUUCGAGCACUACUUGCGGCAAGUCUCGGCGGAAUUAUUCUCUGCUAAACUCAGUGAACCUUUCGAACAUGUAGUCGCUAAGAAAUUACGCGAUGUUAAACUUCUAACUUCAAAAUUUAGAUUAUUAGAGGCGAAAUCUUUUGCAGACACACCACAAGUCAGUGAGAAAAAUAAAACAGAGCAGACAAUACUAGACUAUGAAGAAGCAGUAUCAUCAAAGAUCGUCGAGCAAUUGGUAGUCAAAGCAAUCACUCAAACCAAUACGGUUAAGAAUCUACUGACAACACCUAAUCAGAAGUUGAAACCUGAAUUUAUUGAGAAAAAAGAAAAGAUAAUCACAGAACUAACGAAAUAUGGUGAAAAUGAGAACCAAUUGUGCUUCAUAGAAGAUGUACUCGAAAAGACUGAAACUAAGCUUCUAGAAGCGCAGAGAAGAUGGGACACAGUGGUAGGAAAGUUGAAGGAUACUCCAAAAGUUGAGACAAAUGAGGAACUGAAUGAUGGACCCAUGUUUAAGAGACUAGAAAUUAUAACGGAGAAAAUAGAACUGAUGCGGUGGUUGGUCGCGAAGCUUGUGACGUCACGGUUCGAUCAGGACUACGAUUGGCUGUCGGACCCGCACCACCGUUUACGUGCCCUGGCGAUAGCGCGCCAACGUAAUGACGUAUAUGAGUGACGUUUUGUGACGAACUACACUCCAAAAAUUUUUUAGUGUAAAGUUUAUUUUAAAAUUAUUAAGAAAAUAAUUUGCAGACUUGCGCAAAGAAAACCUCUCUUUAAUCUAUUUUAUCGAAUUUUUUUAUGUGUUUAAACGUAAUGAAAGUGCGAAAAAAUAGAGUGCAGAUAAAACAGGUGUUUCUAAAAAAAAAUUACUUCCAGACCCUACAUGAGGCUUUAUGCACACAGUGUUUUUAUAAUAAAUAAGAAAUGAUCAUGUAUUUAACAUUGACCUCUGUUAUUGUCACUGGCUGGACUUUAAUUUAUUGACGUCAUUUUGGCGCUGUUAAUUUCGGACUUGUCACGCGAGUGUCCUGGGAACUAAAAUUUGAAUUAUGAACACUGUCAUAUCCCUUCCGUCGUCGUGGCGAGUUCCGGAACACUCCAUUAAAGAGAUUUCAGUUGUGAUUUGCCUAUG